Molecule: messenger RNA, 381 nt
Organism: Funneliformis geosporum
Lineage: Eukaryota; Fungi; Glomeromycota; Glomeromycetes; Glomerales; Glomeraceae
Source: the annotation of a GenBank genome assembly
AUGAAAAAAUUCGAAUGGUGUUCUCUUUGUCAACAUAGAAGUGGUGAACGCCAAUGCCGAUAUAUUUUUGAGGAUCUACUAGAUAAAAAAUUUCCAUCACACAGGCUGAAUUUUUUGGAUAGAAUGCAACUCGAUGGGUAUAAUGAAGAACUACAACUAGCAUUCGAAUUCCAUGGUCGGCAAUACUAUAGUCUUAAUUCAAUGUUUCAUAGAAGAGACCAGAUAGAUUUGGAUGAACAGAGAAUGCGUGAUCAGAAGAAGCAGAAUAUAUGCAAGGAGCAAGAUAUAUGUUUUAUUGAAGUUCCCUAUACAGCUGAUCUUCUUUCCUAUAUCAGACAUACUCUAAUCAAAAAAGGGUUCUUGAAAGAGGCAAAGAAGUAA